CCCGCAACCAAAAACCAAACAAAAUACUCAUGACCCAACAACUACACAAGGACUACCAAAUCUGUGAGGAGAUCGGCCGGGGACGCUACGGCACUGUUUUCCGAUGCCUUUCUCUUGCCUCCGGUGAGUCAUUUGCGGUCCAAUCCAUCGACAGGCUACUGAUCUCCGGCGACUCACUUGAAUCACAGUGUCUUCUAACGGAACCCAAGAUCCUGCAACUCCUCAUGCCUCACCCUCAAAUCACGCAGCUAAUUGACUGUUACGAGGACGACUCGCACCUCCAUAUGGUCUUGGAGCUCUGUCCCAACAAUGACCUCCACCAGCUCAUCGUCAAUCACGGCUCUCUGACUGAAUGCGAUGCGAGAGCGAUCAUUACUCAGCUGAUGCAAGCAAUCGCUCAUUGCCACAGGUUCAAUAUCAUUCACCGGGACAUCAAGCCCGACAACGUCCUCUUCGACUUGCGAAACCGCGUGAAAUUGGCUGAUUUUGGUUCGGCGGAAGCCAUUGUGGAAGGUGAAUUGGCGAGUGGAGUGGUGGGGACGCCUUAUUACGUUGCGCCGGAGGUGUUGUCCGGGAGAGAUUACGGAGAAAAAGUAGAUGUGUGGAGCGCGGGUGUCGUUUUGUACAUAAUGUUGGCCGGGUUUCCGCCGUUUUACGGGGAGGAUGCGGUGGGGAUAUUCGAGGCGGUUCUGAGGGCUAAUUUGAGAUUUCCGACUAGGGUUUUCCAAUCGUUUUCUCCUUCCGUAAAGGAUUUGUUGAGGAGGAUGCUGUGCAAGGACGCGUCCCGGAGAUUCUCUGCAGAGCAAGUUUUAAGGCAUCCAUGGAUGAGAAGUGGUGGAUGAAUGGUAGGUCAGUCUCUGCAGAUUCUAAUAUAUUGUGAGAGAACAAAGGUGGUUUUGUAAAGGGUAUGUAUCGAGGGGACACCUUCUAGGCUUCUAGAGAGGAGAGAGUAUCCUGCUUAGUUUUUUAUUGCGAGGAUGGUUUUCCCCUGGUUUGCAGUUUCUGUCCUGGGGGAGGUUUGCUAGCAAGUGACUUAAAAACACUCUGUAUAAUAUUUUCAUGAGUGUUCUACUUCUAUGAUAUGUUAAUGUUUUGUAAUGGAGAAUCUUUUUUUUUAAUCUCUUAUUAGGGUUCUAUAUACUAAUUUAAUGUUUAAUCUAAUAUUAUCAGUAAAGCAUAUUAGUUGUUUGAAGAUCA
Molecule: messenger RNA, 1197 nt
Organism: Tripterygium wilfordii
Lineage: Eukaryota; Viridiplantae; Streptophyta; Magnoliopsida; Celastrales; Celastraceae
Product: phosphoenolpyruvate carboxylase kinase 1-like
Exons: 2
Coding region: 30-842 (270 amino acids)
Biological process (GO): peptidyl-serine phosphorylation; protein autophosphorylation; intracellular signal transduction
Cellular component (GO): cytoplasm; nucleus
Molecular function (GO): calcium-dependent protein serine/threonine kinase activity; calmodulin binding; calcium/calmodulin-dependent protein kinase activity
Source: RefSeq, a predicted model, not a curated record